This is a messenger RNA of Spizellomyces punctatus DAOM BR117, 1043 nucleotides long. RefSeq lists its product as uncharacterized. The record is from RefSeq and is a predicted model, not a curated record. Bases 1 to 897 code for a protein of 298 amino acids. The transcript has 7 exons. NCBI's taxonomy places the organism in Eukaryota, Fungi, Chytridiomycota, Chytridiomycetes, Spizellomycetales, Spizellomycetaceae.
AUGGUCGGAAACGCUGAACACAGGCCAGCAACACUUGAACUUAAGGUGGUUGGGAAGCAAGCAAAUGGAAUUUUCGAUAAUGUCACUGACACCCUCAUGGCUCUCUUGACUGAAGCUGAAAUAACCCGUUUUCAUGAAUCAGGAUACCUAAUAGUAUUGGAUGCGCUUUCAAGCAACCAUCUGAAAGCUCUUCAAAAAGAAUGUGACGCCCUUUUUAAUGAUCUCGAGGAAGAUGUUGUUGAGGAUCUAGGAUGCAUUGUGGAACCGGUACAUAAUCUGGAGCACGCUGCACGGACGAUGUACGACGUAUAUCAGCGCAGACGGAGUCUGGUAACCGAAGCUUCCGGACCUGCUGCUUCGAUCAUCUCAAGCUCGGUGGCACCGUAUGCACGGUUGUUGCUACCUCCCACCCAAGACUUGUGCUUGUUUAAUGAGCAGUACAUUAUUAAACCUCCGCAUGCUGGACCUCAGUCAGCCUUCCAAUGGCAUCAGGAUUCCCAGUUUAUGUCAGAUGUAAGUCGGUCGGUUCCAACCAUCGCAUGCUGGAUUGCGUUAGAUGACGUUUCGGAGCAUAAUGGCACCGUGAAAGUCGAGCCGUACUGCCCAGUCGUACCGCCUUCCGAUACAGCCAAGCAGAAAGAGGACGACCUUCAAACGUACAAUUAUCUGCAUACUGGGAAAGCAGCGCGAUAUCUGGCGCACUCUAACCCGUCUGCUAUCACAAUCAAUAUGCGAGCAGGCUCGAUCCUGUUCAUGUCAGGAUAUGUGCGUCACUGUAGUACGCCCAACCGCACAGGACGCUUUAGGCGCGUAUAUAUGCCACAAUUUUCUGCUGGUCCGGUAAAAGCAGAUGAUGGGCAAACCUUAGUCGCUUUGGCUGUGCCCUUGCCGUCAUGAUCUUCCAGAAGAUUAUCGAUAUUUGUAUGUACAUUUGUAUUUAAAAGGUAUUCAAUUGCACUCUAGUCACAUUCGUCGCUAAAUCUGACAUUUGAGCGCGACAAACUUCGAAUAUAUACAAAUAGUGGCUGCGUCCCUAUCAGCUA